AUGAACGGAUUCAGGAACCUCACGCCAUCUUUGGCUCUCUCCAUAUGCUUAUUUCUUUCUGCGAGAGGAGUACACGCCCACGGUCACGAUAUGUCGAAGAUACAAGAAGGAGAGUUUGCCAGCGAGGACCCUAUUGAUGCUAUACUAUGGGUGCACAUUUUGCUGCAGAUGGUGGCCUUUGGCAUCAUAUUCCCGACUGGAAUGGUUCUUGGGGUAUUGCGAAAUCGAUGGCAUGUACCGACACAGGUGGUGGGAACAGUGAUUGCGGUCGUAGGAUACUUUCUCGGCCACAUGCAUAAAGGGAGGGUGUUUGCGAAAAAUGUCCAUGCAUCUUUCGCCAAUUGGCUCAUGCUGAUGCUUAUUGUCCAAGUCGUCUUUGGAAUCUACCUCAAAUUCCAUAUCACCAAAGGCUUCCACGGAAAGAUUCGAAAGGUUGCUGUUGUGGGACAUGGAAUUGUGGGCAAGGCAAUGCCUGUGGUAGCUUGGGUACAAAUGCUCUUCGGAGGAAUCGCAGCCUUGGGCUUCUGCCGUGAAGACCAUCUUGGCCAGUGUCUUGCUCACUUCAUUAUGGGUAGUGCUUUCAUUGGAUACGGCGUUAUCCUUACGUUGAUUAUGCUGGUUGGGCAGGUCUGGCUGAAGAGAACAGGAAGGUCACAAGAAUUCUUCGACUCUGCACUCAUUGCUGCAUGGGGUUGUGUCAAUACCUUCACAGAACACAGUUGGGGCGGACCUUGGGUUGGGAAUGAUAUCCAACACACAACUAUGGGUGUCAUUUGGUGGUGUGCAGGUCUUGCCGGUGUUUGGCUGAGCAGGAGGAGGGAUGGAUCACCAAAGAGAAACUUUAUUCCGGGUUUUGUCAUCCUCAUCACUGGCUGGGCUAUGUCAGCACAUCCUCAACAUCUGCCGCUCAGCACAAUGGUCCACACGAUUUUUGGCUACACACUCAUGGCCGCUGGCUUGUCGAGAAUCAUUGAGGUGGCUUUCGUCCUGAGAGACCAAAAUACCAUUUCUGCAGAUGGUGAUGCAAACAGUUUUCAGUAUAUACCUCCAUUUUUGCUGUACGCCUCUGGCUUCCUAUUUAUGGGAGCUACCGAAGAACAGAUGCAGCUCAUUUCUGAUGCUGGCAUAACACACGUUUCCUACAUCCUCGUCCUUUACAGCUUCGCGUUCCUGGUCUUCCUUUUCACCAACAUGCUCAUCCAUCUUUAUGCCGUCAAUUCUGUUCCUCCUGUUCCACCGAAAGACGACGAACAAGCACCACGAUUGUCUCGCAUGAAUGGACACACAAGAGCUACAGACUCGAGACAAAUUCGAGAUGCUGAGGAGUUUGAGCUAGAGGGGUUGAUGAGUGAUGACGAGCACCCUGAGAGUCCGAGUACGUUAGGGAAGAAUAACGAGGCUCGCGUGGAAUAAAUACAUUUGGAUGGCGGUUGACGCUUGAGUUUCAUUAAAGCAUGGGAGGCAUGGCACCAGGCGUUUUUGUAUAAAAGGGAUACUGAUUUAAUUUACAUAUCGAAUGUAGAGAUCAAA
Messenger RNA from Mollisia scopiformis, 1530 nucleotides. RefSeq lists its product as uncharacterized. NCBI's taxonomy places the organism in Eukaryota, Fungi, Ascomycota, Leotiomycetes, Helotiales, Mollisiaceae. Bases 1 to 1413 code for a protein of 470 amino acids. The transcript is spliced from 4 exons. The record is from RefSeq and is a predicted model, not a curated record.